Messenger RNA from Cherax quadricarinatus, 2346 nucleotides. RefSeq names its product mitochondrial ribosomal protein L28 (gene mRpL28). NCBI's taxonomy places the organism in Eukaryota, Metazoa, Arthropoda, Malacostraca, Decapoda, Parastacidae. The record is from RefSeq and is a predicted model, not a curated record. Gene Ontology annotation, molecular function: structural constituent of ribosome. Gene Ontology annotation, cellular component: mitochondrial large ribosomal subunit.
UCUAAAUUUCAGUGACAGUGGCCCUAUAAACCCAACAACAACAACAACAACAACAACAACCGGCGGCGGCUGGGAUACUCAACCUCUCAACAAACACCAAUUAUAUGUCCUGAACAACCAUUCAUCUGUUGAAAUUAUUGUCUUGGAAUAGCUUUUCGAGUCACUACAUCUAUCACCUAGAAGCUUUUUUGUGAUGUCUAUUAGAGCAUCCGCAGCAGUUGUGCGAGAAGCAUUGACAAAGCCAUGGAAUCAUCUGGGAGUGUUUAAAAAAGAAAACCAUUUAAGCAGAGUCCCAGAACACUACAAGAAAUUUUUUUGGGAGUGGCAGAUUGCACCCAAGUCACCAGUUCAUUAUAUUCCUAAAAAAGGGAGUUUUGUAAAGUUACCAAGUGGAGAAGUAAAAGUCUCUCAGGAUGUUCCGCUUCUACUCAAAUUUCCCAAGGAGCUUCACCAGGGCAUAUGGGGUGGAGAAGCUAUCUUGAAGGGAUUUCUAAAGCCUAAUUCGAGGAAGAGGCGUGUUCCUCAUUACUGGAUUCCUACAGUUGUGAUGUCUGUAGUUUAUUCUGAAAUCCUAGAUAGGUACAUGCGUCUUCAAGUGACAGACAGAGCUCUCCGGCUGAUUGAUGAGCAUUAUGGAUUUGAUAAUUACAUUUUGCAGACUCCACCAGCAGAUCUGAUGUCUGAAUUAGCACUGAAGUUGAGAAGAGAAAUGCUAUUGACAUUAGUGAGAGGAACACUAUAUCCUGAUAACCCAUCAAUGAAACAAGAAAUACUUGACAAGUAUCAGAAGUAUAUAAUUCCUGAAAAUGAAGCUGAGUGGUUUGGUUUAACACUCAAAGAAGCAGCUACUAAACAGAAACUUAUUGAAGAGAUGGCUAACCGACCUCAGCCUCUGAAACAUAACUUUAGAGGAGAGUUCAUUGAAUUUUUGAGGAAUAAAGAGCAAGAAAAUGAGGAUGUGAAGCUAGAAAGAUCUAACAAAAGUUGGCUCUCCCGUGUCAAUCCAUUUGCUAAGGAAUGAGAAGCUCCGUGAAUUGUAAAUUUGAGCAGUACAUGCCAGUGUGAUGUAAUAGACAAGGAUUCAUUUGCUAAUUAAACUUGGCUUACUUUUUCUUUGUGCUAUAAGCAUACUAGCACAGGUAUUCUCAUGAAGCCACAAAUAGAUACAUAAAGGAAUUGAUAGGGCAGAUAGAUACAGACUGUUAGGAAUGCAAGGACCAGGAAUGUGGGGGCAUAGUUGGUAGCUAAAAUCACAGAUAAAUCACUGACACACUGAGCUGUGGUUUUUCAGUCUCAUGGCAAUAGGGAGGUGGAAUUAACCAGAGGUAGAAGUAGUGAAAGCAAACUGAAUUCACAGUUUCAAAGAGGUAUGAUAGGGCUCAAAUGACCAGAAACCAGUAAUGCUAUUCAACAACACUUAUGUGGCUUGGCCAUAUGUUAAAGCUUGAUACCCAGAAACAUAUAGAUUUAAGUAAAUGCACAAAGAGAAAACAGAAUAACUACAUAUACAUAAGGUCAUGAAAGUAUGCAAAAGAAGAGGUAUUGAACUCUUAGCUGUCUUCAAGAGGGAACUGGAAAGACAUCUAAAAUCAGUACCCGACCAGCUGGGCUGUGGUUCGUAUGUUGGCUUGCCUGCUGCCAGCAGUAACACCCUGGUUGAUCAGACCCUGAUCCACUACGAGGCCUGGUCAUGGACUGCGCCACAGGGGCGUUUGCCUUCAGAACACCCUCCAUGUAUACUCCAGGUAUCAUUGGGGGAAGAAUACAAGACCACAGUUGUAAACAGAAAAAAUAUUUGAAAAAACUCAAGAGUAAUUGAAGAGUGGAAUGGGAUAGAAGAGGAGGUAGUAAAUGCUACAACCAUAUGUAUUUAAAAAAUUUAGGACAAUAAACACUUAAAAGAGAACACUAUGAGCAUAGCAGUAACUUGUACUUUUACACCGUCUUUUCAAUUGUAUUUAAAUACCUGAACAUUCUUCAGCAUCUGCUCCUCAUUUUCUAGUUAAAUGGCUUGCACAGUGUAUGUGUGUAUGUGUGAAAUUACUGGUACUUAUUUGUAGUUAUAACUACCAGUAAUUUCACACACACACACUGUGCAAGCCAGCUAACUAGAAAAUGAGGAGCAGAUGCUGAAGAAUGUUUAGGUAUUUGAAUGCAAUUGAAAAGACUGUAAAAGUACAUGUUACUGCCAUUUUUAAUUAGCAUAUUUUUUACAUGUCAUCAUUUAUUAAAUACUUCACAUGAUUUAGGAAUUAAGUUAGAAUGCUAAUUGCUGUAAAUUUAUAGAAGCAAUAACAACAUUAUUAUUAUGUACAUAAUUAUUUGUUGUAACAAUAAAAAAAAUGA